AUGAAACGAGAGGAGGUCAACGUGGCGCCGGAUGGGUCUCUACUCCUCAACCCAUUUGAGGUCGAAAGACAGCUGCGCUAUCACUUGGCUGCGAUGGAUGUGAUGGGGCUCAUCACGACAUCUGAGCAUUUGAGCAGCUUGGUGAAGCAGGCGAUGUGGGAGCUGGACGCAAAGCUGCUUCGUAUUGUGGUUGAGGCUAUUGUAGCACAGGUAGCCAUAGAUCCAGGCGACACCCAUAGCUAUGCGUUGUUGUGCCAGAUGGUGGUCAAAAACAAGCAAUUGGGAAGUUCGGAUUUUUCUGUCCAAGACGUGGUGGCCAAAGCGUGUCAGCAGAGCUAUGAGACGUUCUGGCGCCAGAUGAUGAUGACUAUGCUGGGAGGGACGUACGCCGCUGCCGAAAGACAGCAUUUGCGAACUGCGCCUAGAAGUCAAGGAAACCGCGGGCGGGCCUUGCUUCUGUUCAUAGGAUAUCUCUACGGAAUGGAUGUGGUUCCGGAAUGGUUGGUGAUGCACAUCGUGUUGGAGCAUGGACGCAAUGCCAUCGAGCUUCCCGAAGACUGCUUGGAGAAUUUCGCGUGCUUGAUGGAGAUUGUAGGGUGUAGCCUUGCCCGUCGUACGGAGCGACCCAUGCUUCUAGCCCUGAUUCUUAAGACGGUGGAAACGGCAGCAGAACACCCCAAAAUGUCUAUGAGAGCACGCCAGAUCUUGCGCGAUAUGCUUCUUUCUUGUUACAACUGGGACCUUGACACCCGUGAAGAGCCCGAUAGCGUUCCUCGUGAGAUCCCCAUUGGCCAUUUGGAGAAAUCAGAGUUCCAUACAGAAAUAGGAUAG
Messenger RNA from Australozyma saopauloensis, 831 nucleotides. RefSeq lists its product as uncharacterized. Gene Ontology annotation, molecular function: RNA binding; protein binding. Bases 1 to 831 code for a protein of 276 amino acids. The record is from RefSeq and is a predicted model, not a curated record. Lineage: Eukaryota; Fungi; Ascomycota; Pichiomycetes; Serinales; Metschnikowiaceae. The transcript has a single exon.